Messenger RNA from Abrus precatorius (Indian licorice), 1500 nucleotides. RefSeq names its product inositol transporter 1-like. Gene Ontology annotation, molecular function: myo-inositol:proton symporter activity. The coding region runs from base 1 to 1500 and encodes 499 amino acids. Gene Ontology annotation, biological process: transmembrane transport. Gene Ontology annotation, cellular component: membrane. Lineage: Eukaryota; Viridiplantae; Streptophyta; Magnoliopsida; Fabales; Fabaceae. The record is from RefSeq and is a predicted model, not a curated record. The transcript has 5 exons.
AUGGUGGCCGAAAUGGGCAUGUCCAUGAAAGCGGGAAGCUCUGGGUACUUGGAAAUGCAUCCAGAACGCAGAAUCGCCAUGUUUCAGAAUCCCUACAUCGUUGGAAUCACUUUCGCCGCUGGCAUUGGUGGUCUUCUAUUUGGCUACGAUACAGGCGUCGUUUCUGGCGCCCUUCUCUACAUAAAAGAGGAUUUCGAGCUGGUCAAGAACAGUAGCUUGUUUCAGGAAUUAAUUGUUGGGAUGGCAUUGGUUGGGGCAAUAUUUGGAGCUGCAGCGGGGGGUGUGGUAAAUGAUUGUUUGGGACGUAAGAGUGCGACCAUUAUAGCGGACAUACUAUUCACGGUGGGAUCAAUUGUAAUGGCAGCAGCACCAAAUCCUUACGUGAUAAUAGUUGGUAGGCUUCUGGUUGGGCUUGGUGUUGGUGCCGCCUCUGUUACUGCUCCUGUCUAUAUUGCAGAAGUAUCUCCUUCUGAAAUUAGAGGAGGACUAGUCAGUGCAAAUACCCUUAUGGUUACUGCUGGACAGUUUCUUUCCUUUCUCAUCAAUUAUGGCUUGACAAGAGUUCCUGGGACAUGGCGUUGGAUGCUUGGAGUUGCUGGCCUUCCAGCUGUCAUUCAGUUUAUCCUCAUGAUCUUUCUCCCCGAGUCUCCUAGAUGGCUUUAUUUGAAGAAUAAGAAAGAGGAAGCGGUGCGUGUGCUGUCUAAGAUACACAGUUCACCUAGAUUGGAGGACGAGAUUGAUAUACUUGAAGAACUGGUGAAGCAAGAAAGCGAGAAUAAGGUGAAAGUGAAGUACAGUGAUGUUUUCAGGAAGAAAGAAAUAAGAGUUGCAUUCAUAUGUGGUGCUGGACUUCAGCUAUUUCAGCAAUUUGCUGGUAUAAGCAUCAUAAUGUACUACAGUCCCACAAUCAUCCAGAUGGCAGGCUUCAAAUCAAACCAAUCAGCUCUUUUCCUGUCUCUCAUUGUGUCUGGAAUGAAUGCAGCUGGCACAAUUCUUGGCAUUUACCUCAUUGAUGCCGUAGGCCGAAAAAUUCUUACUCUUGGUAGCUUAUCGGGUGUGGUUGCAGCCCUGGUAAUCCUCUCUACAUCAUGCUACCUUAUGGGACAUGGCAACUCAAAUCCAACACUUGGGUGGAUUGCAAUCAUGGGUUUGGCUUUGUAUAUUAUUUUCUUUGCACCAGGAAUGGGGCCUGUACCAUGGACUGUCAACUCUGAGAUUUAUCCUGAAGAGUAUAGAGGUAUGUGUGGUGGCAUGUCCGCAACUGUCAACUGGAUUUGCAGUGUGAUAAUGUCCACCAGCUUCCUUUCGGUUGUUGAUGCUAUAGGGCUUGGUGAGAGCUUCAUGGUUCUUUUGGCAAUAUCUGUGGUUGCUAUUGUUUUUGUGAUCUUGUUCAUGCCAGAGACCAAAGGAUUGACUUUUGAGGAAGUGGCACUCAUAUGGAAGGAGAAAGCCUAUGGGAAGGACAGAAACGAUGACUCCCUUGCUAACAAUGCAGUUUGA